Molecule: messenger RNA, 1263 nt
Organism: Penicillium cataractarum
Lineage: Eukaryota; Fungi; Ascomycota; Eurotiomycetes; Eurotiales; Aspergillaceae
Product: putative acid phosphatase
Exons: 4
Coding region: 1-1263 (420 amino acids)
Biological process (GO): phospholipid catabolic process
Molecular function (GO): hydrolase activity, acting on ester bonds
Source: RefSeq, a predicted model, not a curated record
AUGUUCACCAAGAAGAGCCUCCUCGCUUUCGUGGGCUGCCUGGCUAUGGCCGCAGCGGAGACCACUACCGUCGAGUACCCUACUGCUGCUGAGAUUGAGGCUGCCCAGGCCUCCGUCCUGCCUUACUCGCCCGUCUCCAAUGUCAAGGGUCUUGCUUUCGACCGUUUCGUCGAUGUCUGGAUCGAGAACACUGACUUUGCCACCACUGCCGGUGACAAGAACUUCGAGGCUCUGGCCAAGGAGGGUAUUCUCUUGACCAACUACUUCGCCGUCACUCACCCCUCCGAGCCCAACUACUGCGCCUCCGCCGGUGGUGACGACUUCGGCAUGGACAACGACGACUGGCACCAGAUCCCCGCCAACGUUUCCACCAUUGCCGACCUGUUCGACACCAAGGGCGUUGCCUGGGGCGAGUACCAGGAGGGUCUUCCCUAUGCCGGAUACCAGGGCUUCCGCUACCCCGAGUCCGGUGCGAACGACUACGUCCGCAAGCACAACCCUCUCGUGCUCUUCGACUCGGUCACCAACGACGCCGUCCGCCCCCGUCAAAUCAAGAACUUCACCUCCUUCUACGAGGACCUGGAGCACCACCGUCUGCCCCAGCACAUGUUCAUCACCCCCAACAUGACCAACGACGCCCACGACACCAACAUCACCUUCGCCGGCUCCUUCGUCAAGCGCUUCAUGGACCCCCUCCUCAAGAACGACUACUUCACCAAGGACACCCUCGUCCUGAUCACCUUCGACGAGACCGCCACCUACCUGCAGGAGAACCGCGUCUACUCCAUCCUGCUGGGCGGCGCCGUCCCCGAGCACCUCAAGGGUACCACCGACGACACCUUCUACACCCACUACUCCGUCAUCGCCUCGCUGAGCGCUAACUGGGGUCUCCCCUCCCUGGGCCGCUGGGACUGCGGUGCCAACUUGCUCAAGCUUGUCGCUGACAAGACUGGCUACGUUAACUGGGAUGUUGACUUGACUACCAUCGCCGAGAAGGACUACUUCAACCAGACUGCCCCCGGCCCUCUGUCUGAUAACAUCUACUCCAAGUACUCCUCCGAGUGGCCCAUCCCUACUACUAACGAGCGCUGCUCUGCUGGUCACGGUAUUCUGAACACUGUCAAGAAGACCUAUGCUGGUCACAAGGCUACCUACAACUACACUAGCCCUGUGCCUUACAGUGCCCCCGCUGGUAUUAACGUUGGUGUCAAGUACUCUCGUACUCUGAAGAACGGCAAGAAGGAGAGCGGUAUCACCAACUAA